Pomacea canaliculata is the source of this 1993-nucleotide messenger RNA. RefSeq lists its product as uncharacterized. Lineage: Eukaryota; Metazoa; Mollusca; Gastropoda; Architaenioglossa; Ampullariidae. The record is from RefSeq and is a predicted model, not a curated record. Bases 216 to 1283 code for a protein of 355 amino acids. The transcript has 7 exons.
UUAAAGCAAAAUGCACGCUGGGUGAAUAUCUCAACAUCUCUGCUCGCACCUGUUCUCCAUGUCCUGUGGGUACAUACAACCAGAUUGGCAGUAACGUUACAGUCUGCGCUCCAUGUCCUCAGAACAAGAUUACCAUUGGCACUGGAGCACUAUCUAUUGAUGCCUGCAAUAUCACGGACUGUGUUUGGGGGCAGUACCGGGUAUAUGGCGGUUGCAUGAACUGUCCAAAGGGAAGUUACCAGCCACAGAAGUCGCAGGACAGUUGUAUACAGUGUCCUCCAGGGAAUACCACCCUCCUUACAGGACAAAUUUACGAAUCAGCUUGUAUUGAUGAUUGCCCUGAUGGGACAGCUUAUAGCAUGGUUUCCAAUGAAUGUGAACGAUGCAUUAUUGGAUAUUACCGCAAAAAGACUGAAACAGUGAGCUGCGUCAAGUGUUCUCUAGGAAAAACAACACUUAGCCAAGGAGCAAGCAGCUGCAUUGAUCUUGUGGAAGGCACUACAAGUUCACCCAGUCCUGUCAUCAAAAAAUUUUUCAUGAGAACAAUCAUUAGAAUGCAGAUUGAGGAGUGCAGCAACACUGUGCAUAUAGCAGCUGCUAUUAGGAGAUUUAUCCUAAACAGACUUCUCUCUGCUGAUGCAAUGUUCCCACAACUAUGUGCAUCAUAUUGUCAAGCUGAUCUGAGCGUUCGUUUCAUUGGUGGCUGUCUGUCCAAUUCACGGAGGAAGAAGCGAAGUACAGACCAAGAUGUUCUGAUACAACUUGCCAAUGUCACUGAGGAGGUCUUAGGAACUGGUUCAAGUGGAAUAAGCGUCACAGAGAGAUCUCAGGAUGUUGUUACCAGAGCCUUCUAUGACACAACGCAAGAUGCAUCUCUCCUGACUGACAAUUUGCUGAAAUUUGUUGCCAUCAUUAAUACUGCAAUGAACGAGCAGUGUAACCCUGGUCAGCGUAUAGAUGGCACCUCUUGUGUGGACUGCUCUGCUGGGUAUAAUUCCACUAAUGGAACAUCUAGUAUGUGUACACCAUGUGAAAUGAACACUUAUCAAGAUACACCUGGCCAGGCAUCCUGCAAACCUUGCUCAGCGAAUACCUACUCAAAUAUCACAGCUUCAACUUCCAGCAGUAACUGCAUCAGUAAGAAGAUUAGUUAUUCAAAAAUAUCUUUUGCAGUACCUGUGAACUUAUAUAUUUUAAUUAUCUGUUUGAUAAUUUAUUUGUUGGUUUUUGUCUUGUCUUUUAUUCAUUCAAUCAAUCACACCAAUAAUUUUUUUCAAAAGUGAUUCUCAUCAGAUUAUGUGAUGGCUGAUUAGAUGUGAAACAGUAUUGUAAGACAGUGUCAUUCAUUCAUUGACUGGUACCGGUCGGUGAGGGGAGCAUAUAUGGAUAGAUACCUCCAGAGAGGCCUGUCUUGAAUGAUGGUGAACAGGUCAUGAACCGAACGACCUAUAUCCAUUUCUUCACACUCCUAAACCCUUUCAUUAGUUUUAUAUAUCCUGUAUGAGAACCAGAUAUUUAAAUUUGAUAUUAGAAUUAGUCUGGCACCUGCAUUAUAUUAAUGCUUGAGGCAACCACCAUCUUUGUGAGAUUGAGAAAUAUACUGGAUUAUUAAGCCAAUUUCAUGGAUCUUGCUGCAACAUUUCCUUAAAGCACUGUAUUCAGGUGAGUUUUCACUUUAUAAAUUGUUUAUUUAAAAAUAUCCAGUAGAUAUUCUUGUUUACUGUAUUAAAGUUUUAGGCCUAUCAUAUUUAUUUUAAAAUGUUCUGUAGUGAUUCUCGUUUAUCAUAUAUCAGGUUAAAUAUCAGGAAACCAGCUUCCUCGUGUCCUGGGCAUAGUGAGAGUGUAAGAAGAUCUAUAAAAUGACUACUUUUACAUGUCUACCAUGGUUAAUUAUUUGAAAAGGCAUAUUUCCUCAUUCUUUUAGCAUAGUCAUGUUACUGAUUUUAGAUUAUUAAUUAAUAAUAAUAAUAAUUAUGUAAUCUUGUGCAGGCAA